Molecule: messenger RNA, 1164 nt
Organism: Siniperca chuatsi (mandarin fish)
Lineage: Eukaryota; Metazoa; Chordata; Actinopteri; Centrarchiformes; Sinipercidae
Gene: ing4
Product: inhibitor of growth family, member 4
Exons: 8
Coding region: 90-839 (249 amino acids)
Biological process (GO): regulation of DNA-templated transcription; positive regulation of apoptotic process
Cellular component (GO): nucleus
Source: RefSeq, a predicted model, not a curated record
GUCUUCCAGGAGUGUUGUCAAGAGUGUGGAAACAACCAAUCAGAUUUGUCCAUUUCGAACCGGAAGCUGUGUUGUUUACAUUUUCUAAGAUGGCGGCGGGGAUGUAUUUGGAGCAUUAUUUGGACAGCAUAGAAAACUUGCCCUUCGAGUUGCAGAGAAACUUCAAUUUAAUGAGGGAUCUAGAUCAACGCACAGAGGAUCUAAAAGGACAGAUAGACUCUCUGGCUAAAGAGUACACAGCCAACGCCAGGACUCUUUCCUCUGAGCAAAAGCUGUCCAUACUGAGGCAGAUUCAGCAGUCUUACAGUAAAUGCAAGGAGUUUGGAGAUGAUAAGGUGCAACUGGCCAUGCAGACCUAUGAGAUGGUCGACAAACACAUCAGACGUCUUGACACAGACCUGGCUCGGUUUGAGGCUGACCUGAAGGAAAAGCAGAUCGAGAGCACGGAUUAUGAUUCCACCUCCAGUAAGGGGAAGAAAGCUGAGUCCCGGCAGAAGGAAAAGAAGACGGCUAAAACAAGGUCUAAAGUGAAGAGCUCAGAUGAAGAUGGCAGUCCCAAGAGUGCACAGAAGAAAGUCAAACUCCUUCAGCCGGGAGAAUUCAACAGCCCUACCACCAACUUUGGGAAUGUGCACCCAUCUGAUGUGCUGGACAUGCCAGUGGACCCCAACGAACCCACCUACUGUCUGUGCCAUCAGGUCUCUUACGGCGAGAUGAUUGGCUGUGACAACACCGAUUGCUCCAUUGAGUGGUUCCAUUUUGCAUGCGUGGGCCUGACAACCAAACCAAGAGGCAAAUGGUACUGUCCACGAUGCUCUCAAGACAGAAAGAGAAAAUAAAAACACCUGGUUUUCCUGGAACAAAACGUGGACACUGAUCAGAUGGAAAAUGAGAAGAAUAUUUCUUCAUUAGUGACUAGAAUUUUUGUUUCUCAUCUUCCUUAACAUUUGGUGCUUUUUCUUUUGGUUUACGUAAUUUGCCUGGGUCUGAUGCAGUGUGUGUGAAUGAGCCAAGUGGUUACAAAUGUAUUUAAAUAAUGAUUUUUUUAAAUGGUUAACAAUAAUUUUGUUUUGUUUUUUUUAGUUACAUUUGGUGCUCUUAUUGUGACUUCUUUUUUUACAUUUUGUUUUAUGAGUGAAUAAUAAACACUACAACUGCCCCUAA